Messenger RNA from Prunus avium (sweet cherry), 1657 nucleotides. RefSeq names its product FAD/NAD(P)-binding oxidoreductase family protein. The record is from RefSeq and is a predicted model, not a curated record. Gene Ontology annotation, cellular component: mitochondrion. NCBI's taxonomy places the organism in Eukaryota, Viridiplantae, Streptophyta, Magnoliopsida, Rosales, Rosaceae. Gene Ontology annotation, biological process: xanthophyll biosynthetic process; ubiquinone biosynthetic process; carotene biosynthetic process. Gene Ontology annotation, molecular function: FAD binding; 4-hydroxy-3-all-trans-polyprenylbenzoate oxygenase activity.
ACUCUGAACCAGUGAGCUCGUGCAAUUCGAAAAUGAACAGCUUGAUCAUCAGAAGAAAGCUUGCUGAACAUAUCAGGAGAUUGAAAUUUCCACAGAGGACUUUAUGUACGGAUGCAGCUCCUAAAGUUUCCAGCUCCCAUAGUGUUCAAUCCAGCAAUGACCAUGUGGGGCAACAGAGUUUUCGCAAUGAAGUCCACCCGUACGACAUUGCUAUUGUUGGAGGGGGCAUGGUUGGCAUGGCCCUUGCUUGUUCCUUGGCUAGAAUGCCACUGACCAAGCACUUGAAAGUUGCCAUCAUUGAUAGCAAUCCUGCGUUAUUGAAGGGACUCUGCAUCAAGAAAGAAGACCCUCCUGAUCCAAGGGUCAGUACAGUAACACCUGCGACUAUAUCUCUCUUCAAAGAUAUUGGUGCUUGGAAAUAUGUUGAACAGCAUCGACAUGCAUAUUUUGAUCAAAUGCAGGUUUGGGACUAUACUGGCUUAGGGUAUACAAAGUACAAUGCAAGAGAUGUGCAUAAAGACAUUCUAGGGUGUGUAGUGGAGAAUAAAGUACUGCACAGUUCUCUUUUGUCAUGUAUACAGGAUACAGAUUUCCAGAAGACUAUCUACCCUUCCAGAUUGUCUUCAAUGACUUUACAGCCAAGAAAUUUAUCCAUGGGGGUGGAUAGCACAUCAUCGGGGUUGAAUGAGCGGGGAAACUUAGCAAAGCUGGAUCUGAGUGAUGGCAACAGUCUGUAUGCAAAGUUGGUGGUUGGAGCUGAUGGGUCCAAAUCACGUGUUAGGGAGUUGGCAGGAUUUAAGACAACUGGAUGGAACUACUCACAGAAUGCAAUCAUUUGUACUGUAGAACAUAGUGUAGAAAAUCGAUGUGCAUGGCAACGAUUUCUACCUGCUGGGCCAAUUGCACUUUUGCCAAUAGGUGAUAAUUUCAGUAACAUUGUUUGGACUAUGAACCCAAAAGAAGCAACUGAUCGUAAAUCAUUGGCUGAGGAUGAUUUUGUGAAAGAUGUCAAUUAUGCGCUGGAUUAUGGAUUUGGUCCUCAUCCUAAGUCGAGCACCUUAGGAAGUGGAGGCAUAUUUUCUUGGUUUAAAACAGACGUGAAUUUAUCUCCUGAUGAGUGCUUCAAAGUUCCACCGAAACUGGUGAAGUUGGCAUCAGAAAGAAUGGUGUUUCCGUUAUCUUUGAUGCAUGCCAAUGACUAUGCGUCAAAGCAUGUGGUUCUAAUCGGCGAUGCAGCACACACUGUUCACCCUUUGGCUGGGCAAGGAGUUAAUCUGGGUUUUGGAGAUGCAUUUGCUCUUUCAAGAAUCAUUUCUGAGGGUAUUGCAGUGGGAACAGACAUUGCUGAGGUACUGUUGUUGAAGAAAUAUGAAGCAGAGAGGAAAUCAGCAAAUGUCACAAUGAUGGCAAUCCUGGAUGGUUUCCAAAAGGCUUACUCGAUUGAUUUUGGACCUCUAAAUAUAUUGCGGGCUGCUGCAUUCAAUGGAGCACGGUAUAUUCCACCCCUUAAAAGGAGUAUUAUUUCAUAUGCCUCAGGGGAUCAAAGAUUCCCAAUUUUCUCUUGAGAUAGAUGUAAAUAUGGUGAGAUAUUUUCCUUUCAUCAAUCUUGUAAAAGAAUAACUGCCCGUUCUGGUUAAAGAUGGCUUAUUUUGAUCCC